UGAAUGUGCAAGAAUCCAGUUAAAAAGAAGAGGCUUGAAAAUUUUAAUGUGCAAUUAGUGCUUACGUCAUACUUGCACUUUUUCCACUCAGAUUUCUCGCUCCUUUCUCUCUUCAACGAACUUAUGACUUUGUUUUUUGAUACUGCGCUUCUUGUACUCCGUCACAAUAUAAACGUGUAAGAAACAAACGUGUAAUAAACUUGAAAGAUGGGAAUCGACGAAAAGUGGCCUAGGCGCAAGUUGAAAUGCGCGAAUCAAGCGGAAAUAUUACGAUCGCAUCAACGAGAUGACGAUUUCGUGAAGUAUCUGCAGGAAAAAUUGUCCGAAAUAUCACAAAAUUUUGGAGUACACAGAACAUUGCUUCCAUAUAUUCGAUCCGAUAUUCCGCUUAAGUUAUUAUACUUUGUUUUCACAUCGGGCAUGGGUAAUCAGACAUUGGGUGAAGAGUAUACCGGCAUAGUACAAGUCAAUUUGGAGAAGCAAAAAGUUCCAACAUUAACUGUAAGAAUAUUAGCUGCAAUUUUGGAAUGCCUCGGAGAGAGAAUGUUGCUCAAAUUACUGCAACAGUUUCAAGCAUAUGUGAAUCAUCCACAUAGCGAGUUGACUCCAGCAGCUGUAACAUUUUUCAAUACCUUAUUGUCUAAAUUACGUACAAUGAUACCAAUAAUUGUAUUAUUCCACAAAGGGAUAUUUUAUAUAUAUGGCAGAUACUAUAGUCUAGGCAAAAGAAUUGCUGGAUUAGAUUAUACAAAAGUGUAUGGUUCUCGACCAGUGGAUACUAUCAGUUGGGGAUUAAGAUUAUUAGGUAUCGCUACUCUCAUUCAAUGUUUGUUAAGAACUUGGCAGAGUAGUACAUUACAAAAUACUACUGUUGCAAAUAUAUCCAAUGCUAAGUAUAUCAGUCACAAAUGUCAGUUAUGUCUUGAAGCAACAGCGACAACUGCAACACUAUGUGGUCAUUUGUUUUGUUGGAAUUGUCUCAGUGAAUGGCUUCGUGUCAAGCCACAAUGUCCAUUUUGUAGAGAAUACGUACCACCGUCGAGAAUUGUCCAUGUGAUGAAUCUAUAAUUUUCUGUGAUAUUAGAUUAUAUUCCAUAAAUAUAUAUA
This is a messenger RNA of Pogonomyrmex barbatus (red harvester ant), 1107 nucleotides long. It is a transcript of the gene Pex10, whose product is annotated as peroxisomal biogenesis factor 10. NCBI's taxonomy places the organism in Eukaryota, Metazoa, Arthropoda, Insecta, Hymenoptera, Formicidae. Gene Ontology annotation, cellular component: peroxisomal membrane. The record is from RefSeq and is a predicted model, not a curated record. Gene Ontology annotation, biological process: protein import into peroxisome matrix. Gene Ontology annotation, molecular function: zinc ion binding.